GUCCGAUUUGGAAUUCUUGGCGUGUAAAAACUUGUCAGACGCUCCAAUUCUUUUAUUAUUUCCGAAUAAUCACCAUUUUUAUGGAAAGAUCAUUAUAAAUGACUAUUAUUAAACUUGUAGUUUAUUUUAGAUAACGGCUACGGCGAUGAUUUCACCCUAAUUUUUCUUGAAUAUUCUCUCCACGUUAAACUAGUGAAACCGUUGGAGUAUUUUAAAUUUAUCAAAUGCAUUAUUUUCAAAUUCAAUAGUGUAUCGAUCUAACAUUGGGGCUAUUCAUCAUUCUAAAAAAUGUAGUCUGUAGAGGUAUUUAUAAGUUGUUGGCACGGAAGUGUUCAAGUGCUGACGUAUAAUAAUCUUUAAAAAUGGUGCACACUUAACCUAUUUGAGUACAUCCAGAGUGGAGGACAAGAGCGGACCAACGCCGUUUUGGAAAUAAUUUCAGACAAUCAAUAAAUUCGUCAAAAUGCCAGGAAAAAUAAAAGUGAGAAUUCUGGCAGGAAGAAAUCUGCCAGUUAUGGAUCGUUCUGGUGAUACAACUGAUGCUUAUGUAGAGAUCAAAUUCGGAAAUACAACUUACAAGACUGAUGUGUGCCGAAAGACUCUCAAUCCCCAGUGGAACUCUGAGUGGUACAGGUUUGAAGUUGAUGAUGCUGAGCUGCAGGACGAACCCCUGCAGCUCAGAUUAAUGGAUCAUGACACGUAUUCUGCUAAUGAUGCUAUUGGUAAAGUUUAUUUGAAUCUCAAUCCACUCUUAUUGCCGGGUUUACCUCCACCUGUUAAGAACAUUUGGACAUUGGAGGCUUCACUUUGUUCGAGCACUGGAUCUCAAGGGGGUUCUGUAAUGACCGGUUGGAUCCCUGUAUUUGAUACAAUGCAUGGAAUUAGAGGGGAAGUUAGCAUCAUAGUCAAAGUAGAAUUGUUCUCCGACUUCAAUAAAUUUCGACAGUCAUCUUGUGGAGUUCAAUUCUUUUAUUCCCCAAAUGUUCCCCAAGGAUACCAUGUUCAAGUUAUCCACGGAUUCGUAGAAGAGCUCAUUGUAAGUGACGACCCAGAGUACAAGUGGAUCGAUAAGAUAAGGACUCCACGAGCGUCGAACGAGGCACGUCAGACGUUAUUCAUCAAGCUCAGUGGGGAAGUCCAGAGGAAAAUAGGUUUAAAAGCAUUGGAUCUCGGUGGAAAUGCUGUGAUUGGUUACUGUCAGAAUUUCGAUUUGGAGGGAGAAUCAGGUAUCGUUGCUCGAGGGAUUGGUACUGCAGUGACUCUUAUAAAACUACAGGACAUCAGCAGCAUAACGAAUGACAGCCAGAAUGUUGAAGACCUUUCGUAUUUUGUUUCACAACAAUCUAAAAGCCAACUCGAUUGUUCAGAGAGUGAUGAUGGUUUGCCCCUGCUUUCAAAUUUCUCAAGUUCCCCUCCCUCCCAUUCUCCAAUGAAUCUUCAAGCCACGAAGAUUGGCAACAAUUUCCCCAAGUGUGAGUGGAAUAAAACAGCUCGAUCAGCCAUGAGAAUAACUGAUUACAGCGCGAAUAAUCUCAAACGACAGAUGUCAUUGCAAAGUAGUCCUCUAGGGCGGCUUAAAAAAUCCGGAGCCUUGUCGACCCAAUCAUUGUCAGAUGAGUUGAUAAGUGAGUCUUCUUUAAGAACAAUGUUAGCUCUGGAAGAUAUGAGGGGUGAGAGGACUUCCGCCUUCUCUCGAGGCUUGAAAAACUUGAGGUAUUUACCCAAAAAGAUGAUCCAGAUGAAAUCAAAGAUCUCUGAUUCUGUUGAUGAAGAGAGCGAUGAUUCGACUUAUUAUUCCAGCACUUGGUCAGUUGCUGGCUCAGACUCCACUCGAUCUUCAUUCUCAGAACUGAGGCAGUCUAUGAGGAAAAAGAAAUUUACACAUAAAAGGAAUCAGCCUGAUGGUGGCAUUGCAGCGCUGCUGAUUAGAUCAGUCCACGCUGGAUUCCCUCUUGACAGUGUUUUUGAGGAUCGAGAGACCCCAACUCCAUCCCCAGUUAAUUUUCUAGAUAAUUUUGAGGAUCUAAGCGAUGGUUCGAGACCACUCAGCACCUCAGAUGAUGGCAAUUCGAACGAAGAACCUGGUGAAAAGGUUGCGGUUAAAGAGAAUGUCAAGAGCCAUGUUUUUGCUCUUGAUAAAGAGGAUUGUGAUUAUACUGAUGGACAUGUUCCGAUGAUAUCUUCCUCUGAAACAGAUACAUCAACGUCGGAUGAAGAUGAACCUUCCGAGUCUAGUACCAAUUAUAAUAUUCUUGAUGAUUCGUUGACACUUGCUAGUGAAAAGAUUGAUGGGAUCGUGUCUGAAUGUUUUGGAAAGGAAGAUUCAUUGAAUAAUACAGUCGAAAAUAAUAGCACUGAUUAUGAUAAUAUUGUCGACAAUUUGUCAUCCCUUGGGAUUGAUUGGUCUAAUAAUAAUGACCAAUUGAAUGAAACUACAUCACAAGAAAUUGUGAAAAUUGAUCGACUAAACUCUGGACAAGUUGAAAUAUGUAAAAGUUGUGAAGACCCGCAAUCCAAAGAGCAAGAUGAAAGAAACUUCAACAAGGCUCUUGAAAGAGCCAAACAAAACUCUUUUCCAGAGGGAUUAAUCCUUGACUGUGACUUUGGGCCUGAUGAAAAUAUUCACCCCCUCAUUUAUCCUUUCUCUUCAACUGUUUCAGAAAUUAUUUCACAAGGUAACACUGAAACGCCCUCAACUAACAAGAAACCAUUAGAUUCCCAAUUACUCGAAGCAACUACAAUACCCAGCGAAAAUAUUUUGCUUCUGAAUAAAGUAUCAGAACCACCCUUGUCUAUCGAUAUAAGCGAUAUUCAACUAUUACAAACCAAUUACAAACCAAAAUUCCAUCCCGAAGUUAUAGGAGUUAUCCAAAAGCAGGCAGUGAAGCAGCCACGUGUACCUCCACAAAGAGACCCAGAGACUAUUUGCCAUCAGAAUCCAGGUGUAUUAUCCUACUGUAAAAGCUUUGAUAGCCCAACUGCUCAAGAUUUGGCAGUUCCGUAUAAAAGGUAUUUAUUACAUUGUGGCUCUCUGGAAGCUAAUAAAAAUCACCACGAAAAGAAGGACAAGAUGUCAAAAAAAGUAUCAAGAACAGAAACAGUGAUUUAUAAAGGACCCUCCAAGCUAAAAUCCCACAAGCCCCACACAUCAGGAGAUGAACCAUCGACCUCGAAAAAAGGUCUGCAUCUAGAUCCAAAAGAUAACAACAAAUCGAUUGCAGUCUCACCGAGACCAGCCAGAAUAGUAAUGGGGGGGCCGGCAGAACUCGAAUCAGAUAACUCCCAUCUUAAGCCACCAACACUUGCCGCCCUAGACAUGAACAUCCAUACUCCCUACUUGAACAUCCACAAUGAGAACCCUCCAGAGUUUACACUGGCAUUCCCCCAAGAAUACACCAUUGAAGCUCAACUGAUGAGCGAGAGAUUCACAAAGAAAUACCGUCAGCACUGUAUGCUCGAUUUGCUAAGAACCAUAGAUAUCAAGAUGAUGGCGCACCGUAUGCACUCGGAACGAAAGGAUUCAACGAGAAGCAAGAAAAGACAUGCCCACAGACAUAUCAACUCAACACCAUCUCCAGAAUCAAUUCACCGAACAAGAUCAUACAGAAAGAAUUCAAGAUCAAAAUCUCCGGAGAGACAUCACCAUCACCACCACUCGCACCACAACCACCAGAUCUCACCUCUCGCCACGUAUCCUUCAAACUCUCCUUCAGUUUCCACGAAAGUCACCAAAAGCUCACAGUCCUCCCCUAUAGAAGCCUCCCCAAAACAUGUUUCCAGCUUUAACGAGCCCCACUCACUGAUUCCAAGAGACAAAUUAAUUCCUAGUGAUAAAAUAAUACUUGAUCAUCACGACCUCAGAUACCACCAACUAUCUAACCAACUAUCAAAACAAAUAAUCACUCCAAAUGAUGACUCCAAUGAAAUUAUUCCCCUGAGUGUUAUUAAAAAAUCAACUAAUCCCGGAAGUUUGAAUCCUAGAGAUAUAAACACCUCGGUGCACAAGAGUCACAGUGAGGGAAGUUUGGAGGAUUUACAAAGCCAUUUAUCAAUAACUAAUAUUACUAACAUAUCUAAAAUGACUGACGAUACGCGUGUGGCCUCUCCGCCUCUUACUCCCAGACUGCAGGAGGAAUCAUCGAGUCCAGUCAAUACCCCAGUGUUUCCUGCCUCUGUUGGCUCCAAAGGGACAACUACACCUGCCGCUAAACUACCCACACCACUGCAUCGAAGAUCCAGCGAUUCUGACCUGAGCAUCACACCUAAGGGAUUUUGUAAAUUCUUUCACAAACUUUCAACUCAACAACAAUUAACAACAGGACAUACACCUCCACUGGAUGUACCAAAACCAAUCCUUCAAACAGAACGUAAUGGGAACUCACUGGCUGGUAGUGACAGAUCGAUGGGGGGAGGUCAUUUGAGGCCGUCGACUGCAAUUGUUAGAACUAUGAAUCAAGAUACCUUGGAGAUGCUUGAGUAUCCAUUUAUAACAAUGCAAUAUUAUCCACCUGGCUUCGUUUUGCACAUAGGUGGAUUAGUAAGUGCAAGAUCAGUCAAGUUAAUAGAGAGAAUUACAAAUCUGGAAGAGCCCGAGGGCCGUGACGCCUGGUGGAAGGAGAUUAGAAUGGAAGUUCGAUCUCACGCUCGUGCGCUUGGUUGCAAUGUUGUUCUCGGUUAUAAAGAAGAGAUUAGUAUAUGUGAUGACGUCUGCGUGUUGAAUGCAUCCGGUACAGCAGCUGUGAUAAACCUCUUGAAUACUAGUCAAGAUCAAGAGAUAUUACUCAAUAAAACGCAAACGCCUUCAGUGACAAAUGCCCUCGAUAAUGAUAAAGAGAAAAAUUCACAGAAAAACGUUGUUACUAAAAAUGAAAAGAGUGAGGAGGUGCCAGUAGUUGUUUGUCAAAACCAAACAGUUAAAAUUAAACGUAUUUCAGAUUCCAACGAUCAUGAAAUAUCAUCAUCAUAUAUACCCUUUCAAAGUGCUUGCAGCCUCUGUCAUCUUCCCUACAAUGAGUCAAGUGUGCCUUUCAGAGUGGAUGUAUCAAAAUGUGUAAUAUGUAGACGAUACAAAGUCCCUGAUGUAUUAUUCACAACAAUUGAAUUACCAGAUAAUAUACCGACAACGGGACGUGGUUGUUUUCUUCAGGCAACUGUUUGUAAAAAUAAGAGAGAUCUGCGUGGUGAAUUGAAUGCCAAAGAGAUAUCAGACUGUUUACCAUUUUUAGAAUAUGAGUUACACAGUUUAUUGUUGAAUAAGCUCAAAGUUAAAGGUAUGAAUGCCAUUUUUGGAUUGAAAGUCCAGGUUUCAAUUGGAGAGAGGCUUGUUAUUGGUAUGGCUGUGGGUACUGCUGUUUUUUUGACUGCUUUACCAAUACCUAGUAUACCGAAAAUAGCGUCUGCUAAUUCUUGGCAUAAUGAGGAACAACUUGGUGAAAUACAGAAGAAUCUCAUCGAAACUGUCAAGAAAAAUCGAGAGUAUUACCGUCUUAAACCCAUAACCGAUAUUGAAAAUGGUCGAGCAGUCACGACAUCAGACACCGACGAUUCUGAUGAAGAACUCCCUGAUCUAGAUUUAGGUGCAGGCACGAAAGAUGCUUGUGUCUUGGAAGUAGACGAUGUCGAGGAUAUGGACAGAAUUAAUCUUCUAAUGGACGACAGACCACCUGAUGAUUUUCAUGUUGUAAAUACUCAAAGCAUCCCUGGCCUGGAAGAUCUGGAAAUAGUCAGAAAUCUCCAGAUGUUCACUCAGAUAUCGAGGGCAAAAAUACCCGCUGGACAAUUUGCAUCGAUGCCGUCCAAGUAUUUCGCCCGAAUUCUUCAAACUAUCUUCUUUAAACUGAGGAGAAUGGUGCCGUGUGCUCUCUGUGAUAUGCAAUUUAAAGUGGCACUUCCUGAACAGGACGAGAUACAGCUGACAGUUGUAGGGAUGGCGUUGGGGCUGGGAGAGCCCACGAAAAUGAGUAGAUAUAAAAAAAAGGGUGUUGUUAAUAAUUCGUCGAGUAGAGAUCAACUGAAGAAGCCGGAUGAUAAUGAUUUGAUAUUCAGUCUCGAUGAAGAUCAUGCUGAGAAUUUCAACAGUUCAUCAGACGGCCAUGUGGCGAUCAACCAAUCAUUAACCUCGAUUUCAAAUUCACCAUUGAUAAAUUCCAAUCAAAAGUAUCGAGCGAAAUCUCCGUUCAAGAAUAGAUCGCAUCAGCAUAAGUACAAGCAUAUGCCUCUGAAAGAGAGAUAUGGCGUGGAUAUAACACCUCUGUCAUAUCUACCGGGUGGAAGAAUUGAGAGGUACUUAGGAAACUUGAACUUCUUCUUUAUCAGAGAGAGUACAUCAAUUAGAGAGAAUGGUGGACUCAGUGGAUUCACUCACAGCUUCGUGACGGAAGUAUUAGCGAUUGUUCGUGCCCACAUCACAGCGCUCGGUGGCAACGCUAUGGUCGCAUUUUUCAUGAUGCAGUGCAUACUACAACACAGUUCACACAAGAAUCAGGGCCAGUGUCUCAUCAAUGUUGGUGGUGACGUCGUAUCUGUAUCUUAUUUUGGUGACGAGAGACACCAUCAAAAUUGCUGACAGCAACCACCCUACUCAGCCCCACCAUGAAACGUGGCAAUAUCGUUUGGAAUACUACCGACGAUAAAUUAAAUAUAACCGAGGAAAAAUAGAGAAAAUAGAAGCAAUAAAAUGAUGUUGUGGGUUCAGUAACACAUAUGUCGUGUCAUUAAGAGAAUGCUAGUCGUAUUUAAUUUGAUACGAUUUUUAAUCAUAUAUAUAUAUAUAUAUAUUUUUUUUUUUUAGAAAAAAUCCAGAUAUUUAACAUUAUCGCCAUUUUAUGAUAGUCGAGUAAUUAUUGAUAACAGUUGACUAUUUUGUUACAAUUUUCUCAUUAUUUAUUGGCAUUGUGUACUUUACUAAUUCAAUUUAAUUUCGAGAUUAUCAUGUUUUCAACCACAGGGUUUGUUGUAAAUGACAAUAUUAGUAGAGAACAAUCUUCUUCAGCCUUAAAACGUCCUUUUCCAAGAAUGACAUUGUUAUUCUAGUCGCACUAACGAAACAUAAUUGCAAUUGAACGAAUUAAUAAACGCAAGAGGCUCACUCAACGUUACUCCUAGGUAUAUUAAUUAUCUCGUACUCUCAAAUUACUAGACUUGUCACUGCACUGCUACUAUUCUAAUGCGCUCGUACUCGCGAUCGGUUUAUGAUCACAUCACUUAACACUGUUACUCUGCAACUGCAGUAGGUGUUACAAUAAUCGUUCGUUCAAGUGUCCAAGUGUUUAUGGAGUUGUAAUAAUUUUUGAAAAAAUAACUCGGAUCCUCGUGGUACAAUAUUGGUGAUGAAUACUCGUGUGCCGAGAACAACUACUCCCAGUUGUGAAAUCAAUAUAGUUGAAGCGAUACAGCAUCACAGUCUUUUCUUCUCCUGCUGCACUUGAUUUACUCCAGCAUAAAAUUUUUAUCCAGUUGCAAUGUUGAUUGAUUGAAACCACUUAAAUUAUAAUCGAAUAUAGAUAUGAACGAAUCCAUUUAUCCAUUGAUUUCUAGGGCUUAUCAAAAAAUAGUCUGAUAAUAUAGUUUAUGAAAAUUAUAGUUUAUAAACUAUUUUCAACCUUACCCAGUCUAUUCACAUUGAAUCUGAAAAUGGAGCAUUACAUUUCCUGUUUACCUCUCUCUAUUCACAAGUGAAACAAUGUCACAUUAAUAUAGGAAUUAGUCAUCAACUCUUGUCAUUUCUUUAUCAAUAGAGUUAAAAAAAUGCAAUGUAAAUUGCCCAAGCGCUCAAAGUUAUACAAAAACGUUCGGUUGUGCAACAAUUCAAAAUAACACUUAAUUAUUCUGAAUUCAUUAAUUUUUAAAUGACAAAUAGGUGAAAUACCUCGCAAUUGAGCGCUUUUAACUAGUUUAAGAAUCUUCACGUAUCUUUACAAAUUGUAAAUAAAUCAAUAUAUUGCAUUAUAUUAU
Diachasma alloeum is the source of this 7953-nucleotide messenger RNA. RefSeq names its product C2 domain-containing protein 5. Lineage: Eukaryota; Metazoa; Arthropoda; Insecta; Hymenoptera; Braconidae. The transcript is spliced from 15 exons. Gene Ontology annotation, molecular function: calcium ion binding; calcium-dependent phospholipid binding. Gene Ontology annotation, cellular component: plasma membrane. The record is from RefSeq and is a predicted model, not a curated record. Bases 464 to 6565 code for a protein of 2033 amino acids. Gene Ontology annotation, biological process: intracellular protein transmembrane transport; positive regulation of D-glucose transmembrane transport; positive regulation of protein targeting to membrane.